Coffea arabica (coffee) is the source of this 3683-nucleotide messenger RNA. RefSeq lists its product as uncharacterized. Gene Ontology annotation, molecular function: RNA binding. The record is from RefSeq and is a predicted model, not a curated record. NCBI's taxonomy places the organism in Eukaryota, Viridiplantae, Streptophyta, Magnoliopsida, Gentianales, Rubiaceae.
UUCCACUGGAAGGUUCUCCCGCAUAACAUACGCGUACCCCUCACUGUUCUGGCACGAACCCUUGCUUCCUCCCCGCUCCUGUUUUCCCACCUUUUCAGUUUUGAGUUUGACCCACCAAAACCCUCCUAUAAUCCUUCAAUCUCUAGGGUUUUACAAGGGUUUUGCAGGUUUUGCUCUAUAUAUCCUUAUUCUUUCGCUGAUCAACCCUCUGGGCAUCAUAAAAAUCCAAUCUUUUUUAGCUCAAAACUGGGUUUUUAAUGGCUAAUCCUCAGGUGGUACCAGGCAUGCAAUUCAUGGGUCCACAACAACCACCACCGCAACCACAACAACCCUUUGGGGAUACAACUUAUACCAAGAUAUUUGUUGGAGGGUUGGCUUGGGAAACUAAGAGUGAUGCUCUUCGCCGGUAUUUUGAGCCGUAUGGGGAGAUUCUUGAAGCUGUUGUCAUCUCUGAUAAGAAUACUGGUCGUUCCAAAGGCUAUGGUUUUGUAACGUUUCGUGACCCUGAAGCUGCAAAGAGAGCUUGUUCAAAUCCAAAUCCAGUCAUUGAUGGUCGGAGGGCUAAUUGUAAUUUGGCUUCACUAGGACGACCAAUGCGGAUUUUGCCUUCCGGGCACAUAAGGUCUGCAGCACCCUAUUUCAGAGGUCCACAAACUCAAAGUCCCAGGAGCUUGUACGUUGGAAACCCCAUGUAUCAGCUACCACCUACUUAUGGCUACCAACCAGGACUGCAGUUCCCUCCGUAUAGUCUUGCACAUUUUAGGUGCUAUGUGAGUCGAGUAAGCACUCAAAUUCCCAUUUGUGAAGAAUCAUCUGAUUCAAUGUUUUUUUCAUUACGUUUUCCAGGUGCUAAGUGUGGCCCAGACAACUGAUUAUCUUUGAAUUUGGUAUAUUCGUCUCCGGCACUUCAAACGCACUUGGAAACUAGAAGUUUAUUAUAGAUCUAGCUUAGUAUAUCAAGUUAAUUUAGUUAACAAUUGUUGUAGUGGGUAGUGCCUUGAAAAUCUUGUCCAAAAUGACUCAUCCUUAGUGGAUCAUAGACCACUCUUUAUAUCUUAGCUGCUACCUUUAUUCAACAGAUUUGUGGUGGAUUCAAUAACAUGCUCUAGGUCUCAAAUCUUUGCUAGCAGUAUAUGAAUUAUGAUUCAAUGCAUAUGCAUCACAGACACCUAAAUCAGUUUUGUCCUAUUGUUGAUCACCUUCUGGGCAUAUGUAAAUGGCAUCUUGUUCUGAUAUUGUACUUUUGGGGAACGUCUCUGCAAAAGAGAUAAUUGUUCUCCCCUCUAGAUUGUGCCUCAUUGUUGAGCCUUACUGGGUAAUUAACUGGAUGUGAGUAGAUUGACUAAUUAUGCAGUUGUACUGCAUGAUGGCUUGAAAUAAGAUGCUAGUCUCAAGCAAGUGCUUCUUAUCCUGUAGCAGAUUUAUGUGAAUCUCUGUCAAUUUUUUUUUGAGGUUUUUAAUAGAUAAUUUUGUGAAGGCUUAUAGCAGUUACAUGUCUCAAGCAUCCUUAGUUCUCAGAGAUCCAUAUUAAAUGUUGUGAAACUCAUCUCUGUCAUUCAAUAUUUGGUUGGUUGAUAUGUCAAGUCAGUAAAAAAACUUGCUCAAUAGUUUCUAUAUUUUAGGGCGAUUGAUUAAAGUCUUGUGUUUUUGGUCUACGUUUCUCAACAAGCAUAUGUAAUUUUAGGUCUUUUUCAAGUGGAGGGUCACAGAAAAUGUGCUUUGGACAUGUUUUCUGCUAACUAUUAUAAGAGGAUGCCAUCCCCUUCAGGACUACCAGUAGCUUUGGUUUUUGAAGCUUGUGCAAAUUAGAAAGGAAAAUUGAUUUCUUAGUAUGGAAAAGCUAUAAAUAAAGUCCACCCCCACCCCCCCUCCCCCCAAAAACUGGAUAAAAGUCUCUAUUUUUCUUUAUGGUCUGCCACUUCAAGCUUUCUCUUUGCUAAAGAACAUCAACUUAUAAAUGAUGAGCAUCAAUACCAAUCGGCCAACUAAAAAUCUUUUACCUGAAUUUUAAUAAUAUGCUAAGGUCAGCAAUUCAAAAUCAGAUCAGUAAAGAACAUUUUGUGCUUAUCAUGGCAUGAUAUGUGAGGGAUACAAUGAAUUAUCAUAGUAUCCAAGUAUUUGUAUAUGCUCCUGUACAAACAUUCUGUACAGGCAAACAAAUGAAUUUUCUGCAAAGAAUUAACUGUGUUUGUCUGCGUGAGUAGGGCUGGAGAGCUUGGAUAGGCUAGAGAGAGGUUUGAGAUUUUUUUUUUGUUUGUUUUGGUGGAGAGUAGUGGGCUUGGGCCAAGCGAGGUGGUACUAUGGUGGUGGUAAAGAAGAGGGAAAUUGGCCAACCAGUUUCUUACUCUGCCUAAAAAUGAUAAAAGUUGCUUAAAGUUUGGAAUUUGUUGCCUGUAUAUUUGCCAGCUGGUGUUGACAGUUGAGACCCCAAGAAAAUUAACUUUACCACUUGUGUGAGCUUUGGAGGUAGUACAAAUUUUGUUUGGUUCAAGAAACUGGCAACUCUUUAGUUUUCGUUUCUGUAGAGCAAGAAAACAGAUACUAUCACCAUUGACCUUUUUCUUAUAGUCCUGUUAUCAGAAUUUUUCAUACAUAAACAAGAUAACCUUGUCAUAAGACAUCCAUCUAAUUUUUCAUUUCAUUUCUUAUCUUUUUCUUCUGUCUCCUAAAUACCACAGUGGUAUGCAGGUAAUUCUUGACAUGGAGGACUAAGGUACCCAGGUAGCAGGCUUCAAAUCUGACCUUGCAAGUUAACUUCCCUGCAUUCAAGAGGUUUAUUUUGCUUAGGUACUUUUUGCAGUAUUAAAUCCUACAAACGACAGGCUAUCACCAAGGCAAUGUGCUGAGAGGUCUUCUGAAGUCAUGAUCACCAAGGGUACAUCGGAUCAUCCUGUAUAAUAUGAGACUGCUCUGAUACCUUAUAACCAAAAAAAAAAAGGAAAGAAAAAAGAAGCUGCUCCGAUACCCGGAUCAGACGAAGGGCGUGGAUUGCUCUUCUGUCAGCAUGUGCAAAGGGCAGUUCUUAAGGGGCAAACUUUUUGAACUUUCCAUUCUGUUUCCUUCUGUUUUUGCUACAUUUAACUGACUUAGGAGGGGUAGCUCCUAUUGCAUCUCUCACUAUCGAGUCUGAUGAGUCCAAAGUGCAUAUUCAAGCUUGCUGUGGCAAGGUGGUCACUGCAACAAUUUUUAGCCAUCUCUCGGCGGGGUUGUACUGUUACAGCUCCAUCCUCUUAUUGUCAUAACUGGAUGAGACGAUGACUGAUUUAACGAGGAUCCAGAGCUCGUGUUGGUCGCAGUCAGUGUAAAACUCUGCACAAACAAGUCCUUUGACACUGUUCAGAUUUUAAAUUUAGAGUAACAGGUUGCAGGAUGCGGGUUUCUUGCAAUCACAUUCUAUUGGAUCAAGAUAUGAUUCUGUAGGUAGGUCAGGUCAGGUCAGGUCUCUAGGUUCUUACUUCUUAGCUGAGUUUUAGCUCCUUUUCUUUUCUCGAGUGCUCUUUCUGGGAACAUAGGCCAAUAUAAACAAAGGGGAUUUACCUUUCGAGUACUGUAUUGCGUUUCAGGACGUCUUUGAAUUUCUUCUUGUCUAAUUUUGCUGGUACUCUCUUAGUAUAAAUAUGUAACUGGAUAUUGCAUUCAUAUACAAAAAAUGAUCAUGUACUAUUUUCUACCUUUAUUGAACA